Messenger RNA from Guillardia theta CCMP2712, 1209 nucleotides. RefSeq lists its product as hypothetical. Lineage: Eukaryota; Cryptophyceae; Pyrenomonadales; Geminigeraceae. Gene Ontology annotation, molecular function: protein binding. The transcript has a single exon. The coding region runs from base 138 to 1109 and encodes 323 amino acids. The record is from RefSeq and is a predicted model, not a curated record.
CUUCCUUGGAGCAUACUCGGUCUUUGAUCACGAAGAUUUGUUUUCGUUGUGUGGACAAGAGCUAUCUUUGGGACUUGAUCACAUUGACACAGCUUGCUUGCUUUUUGCGUCCGACUUCUUCAACAAGUUGAGCCGCCAUGGUGACACUUGGCCUUCCAUACGCACUGGGUGUUCACGCAUCGUCGUUGACUAUCCUGGUCUUUGUCAUGGUCACAUUCGGAAUCGGAUAUUGGGUGCUUCGUUUCUGGAUUGAAAACUACGAAGACGAAUUCAGCCACACCAAGUCGUACAGGAGGUCGUCUCGCAGCAAGAACGAGGUUUCAGACAACACCGGCGCGUCACAGCAUGCCGAAUCUUCGAAAGAAGUUGAAGGAAAGGUGAUGGAUGAUGUAUCCAAGAGAGGUUCGUUUGACGGUCGCCGGGGUUCCGUGUACUCGUCGAGCAUAGACCCUGUUACCUUGCUGGAGAUCAAGUCCUUGAAAGAGUCGAUCGCGCACGCGCUUGCGACGGGCGACAAGGAGCUGGAGUGCAUGUCAUCCAUCAUGCUGGCUGAUAAGUGUCUCUCGGUCCUGGAGCUCGAACGUGCGGUCCGUGCAAGCAUGCAGGCUUUGGAGAUUGCCAGACAUUGCCAGGACCCUUUCAUGGAGGGAAGGGCGCAUGAGAUCUUGGCGAGGGUGUACCUCCAUCAGAACCAGCAUGACCUCGCCUCGAAGUACGCCAACAACGUUCUCAACAUCUCGAAGAUGAUUCAGAACAAGAAGCUCGAAGGAGAGGCGUGCGCAAUCCUCGUCCAGUGCCUCCUACAUUGCACGGAUUCCUCCAAGAACCAAGGCAGCGACAGGAAGACCUGGAGGCAAUCCUCCUCGAAUGUUGUCGGCUCUUCGUUCCGCUCGCGCAAUUCCGUGGGCAGCAGCAACGUCGACCGUUUUCAGAAGAGCACCUUGCACGGCCGGUUGACAAGACAGGCCAAGGCUGAAGAAGGGAUUACCAGGGCGCUUAGCAACGCAAACGAGGUUGAGUUUGUUCGCAAAGACUCCGCAUGCUCAACAAACAGCGAUCAGAACAACCCUGAGAUGCCAAACAUGUUUGUUCGAAGAAGUUCCUUCUGAGCGCUCCUCACUUUCCCUGUUCAGAUUUGUAGAUAUGGAAACUUUGUAAUUCCUGUUUGAUAUUUUAUUUCUUCUGAUGAUUAGCAAUGAAAAAUAUUUU